GUGACUGGUCUUGCUUGUAAUAAUAUUAAUUCGAAAAAUACACUGUGUAUUAAAUGUGUGAUUGAUAUCAGAUAAAUAAAAUCUGUGUUAAAAGAACACUAAAUAAUAAAUCUCACCAAAAACCAAAAGACUUGAUUUAGUCAAAGAAAGAUUGUAAGUUUUGUGACUCGAGUGACCAUUGACGGCAAAGUGUGGCGACCGUCUCGACGUCGCUGGCUACAGCUGGCAGAAGACUCGAUGCUGGACAGCGACGAGGAAUCCUUCACUGUCAUAUCAUUGCCAGUCUACACGCCCGAUUUACCCGCGGCGAGCUACGGUAAGAAGAACGGCAUGUGGUACGGAGGAACCGGUACGGGUACGAGCGGGUGGGCGCGCGCCAGCGUCCGUAAGCAGUCCGUGGCGGAGUCCGAUGCGCCUCCUCCCGGCGGCGGUAAACCCUCCAGCGGUCGAGUAAUCAGGAUCAUCAACAACAUGGACCACUCCAUACAGUGUCGUGUUUUGUUAAAUCUCCGAACCACACAACCAUUCGAAGAAGUUUUAGAAGAUUUGGGACAAGUGUUGAAAAUGAGUGGUGCAAAAAGAAUGUACACAAUUACAGGCCAAGAGGUUCGAAGUUUUUCCCAGCUGCGAAACGAGUUUGCAGACGUGGAGACAUUUUAUCUUGGAUCUAUUGUGGUACCUCCAGCGCUAAGCCCUGUCGUCACUGCCCCUGCCAUGCUGCCCAUUGAGUCGCCUAUCAGAAGAUCUCGUUCGAGAGCAACAGUAGCUUCACUGCCGAUAUCAGAAGAUUCCAGAGGCAGGAGAGCUCGCAGCAAAAGUAGACCGAGGGUUUUGUAUGCGCCUGAAGGAGAAAUUAUACGCAAUUCAGACUAUACACUACUGGAAGUUCUCAAAGAGGAGCCAAUGCGAGUGACGAUCCGAGGCCUGCGCCGUACCUUUUACCCGCCCAUACACCACGCGCCCAUCGACAACUCGCCUCCGGACAAGAAAAUGCAGCUCGAUUGGGUUUAUGGGUACAGAGGUGCGGACUCUCGUCGCAACUUGUGGGUGUUGCCGACGGGCGAGUUACUGUACUAUGUGGCGGCGGUGGCCGUCAUGUACGACCGCGACGAGGACUCACAGCGGCAUUACACCGGCCACACUGAAGAUAUACAAUGUAUGGAGCUACACCCGUCCCGCGAGCUGGUGGCGAGCGGGCAGCGCGCGGGGCGCGGGCGGCGCGCGCAGGCGCACGUGCGCAUCUGGAGCGCGGACUCGCUGCAGACGCUACAUGUCUGCGGCAUGGCGGAGUUCGAGGCCGGCGUCUCCGCUGUCGCCUUCUCACAGCUGAAUGGAGGAAGCUACGUGUUAGCCGUGGACGCAGGCCGAGAGAGCAUUCUCUCCGUGUGGCAAUGGCAGUGGGGACAUUUACUUGGAAAAGUUGCUACCCUGCAAGAAGAAUUAACAGGCGCGGCAUUCCAUCCUCUGGAUGACAAUCUACUCAUCACUCACGGAAAAGGACAUCUCGCUUUCUGGAACCGACGAAAGGAUGGCUUUUUCGAGCGCACCGAUAUUAUUAAACCACCUUCUCGCACCAACGUGACUGCGCUGCAGUUCGAGCAGGACGGCGAUGUGGUGACAGCGGACAGCGAUGGCUUUAUCACUGUGUAUAGUGUUGACAGUGACGGCGCGUAUUUUGUGCGUAUGGAGUUUGAGGCACAUAUAAAGGGAAUCAGCUCUUUAGUAAUGCUCUCCGAAGGUACACUCAUAUCUGGAGGUGAAAAGGACAGGAAGAUAGCUGCUUGGGAUUCCUUACAAAAUUACAAACGAAUCACCGAAACUAAGUUGCCAGAUACAGCGGGCGGUGUACGAAGCAUUUACCCUCAAAGACCAGGUCGUAAUGAUGGCAAUCUCUACAUUGGAACAACGAAGAAUAAUAUCCUCGAAGGAUCAUUGCAAAGGAGAUUUAAUCAGAUUAUAUUCGGCCAUCACAAAUUACUGAUGGGUCUGGCCGUGCACCCGGAUGACGAAAUGUUUGCGACCGCCGGCAAUGACAAGAAUAUCGCUCUCUGGAAGGGACACAAACCUAUAUUUGUUACACAGGUGGGCUACGAGUGCGUGUCUCUGGCGUGGCACCCCAGCGGCGGUGCGCUCGCGGCUGGAAGCACUGAAGGUCACCUGGUCGUGCUGAACGCAGACGCGGGCACGCACGUUGCUACUCUCAGAGUUUGUGGCUCGCCACUCAACUGUCUACAGUAUAAUACAGCUGGUGAUAUAUUAGCGAUAGGAUCUCAAAACGGCAGCAUAUACCUGUUCCGAGUGUCUCGCGAUGGGUUUUCAUAUAAAAAGUUAAAUAAAAUCCGCGGCGCGCAACCGCUGGUGCAACUCGACUGGAGCAUGGACGGCAGCUACCUGCAGACGGUCACCGCUGACUAUGACCUGUCUUUCUGGGAUAUAAAAGCGUUAUCGCCAGAGAAAAGUCCGAUAGCUAUGAAAGACGUGAAAUGGUCAACAUAUAAUGCUACGGUCGGAUUCCUCGUGUCAGGAAUGUGGAAUAACCGUUUCUACCCCAUGACGUCAUUGAUAACGACUGCCAGUCGCUCCUCUGCACAUGACCUUCUUAUUAGUGGCGAUUCUGAUGGCUACUUGCGUAUAUUUAGGUACCCUUGCGCAAGUCCGAAAGCGGAAUAUAAUGAAAUGAAAGCAUACUCGGGAGCCGUGCACAACGCCCGCUUCCUGUUCAAUGACCGGUGCCUGAUCAGCUCCGGUGGUACCGACGCCGCGCUGAUGCUGUGGGAGCUAGUGGAUGAAUAGCAUAUGGCCACGCAGGCGCUCCGGCCGCCUGCGCUCGUGGUAGCUCCGCCCACGCCCUCACCGCAGCACAAUGGUGUACGCAACUCGACCUUCCGAGUACUCGAAUAUGAUGAUUUCGAUUGAAUCGAGUUAUUGCGUUUCAGCUCUAUGGUCUGUGGGAUUCCCCGGAUUACUCGAUUCCGAUUGAUCGAUAAAUCGAUUUACCUUAACCUACGUCCUUGAAUGAGGUUUUAACUUAACUGUAACUAUGAAUUGUUACAUACGAGUUAAAUGAAUAUGAGUAUUUAACAUUAAAAAGUAAUAAAGAAAGAGAGUGAUAAAGAAAAUUGUGCUUCGUUUUAGGCAAAAAUACUGAACGUGAAUUUUAUGGCUACACAUUCUUAAAACAAAUAAAUACAUUUAAGAACACGUAUGAAAUAUAAAGAAAUAUAUCAAUGCCAUGAGCGCGUUUCAAAGUUUGUUGGUGAAGAAAUGACAUCUCAAUAUCGAUUUAUAUUUCAAGAGAUUAGCACUUUUACGCUAUGUAGACAUGGCGACCAUAAUUAAAGUAUUAAUUGUAAUUUUAGACUUCACUGCCAUUUCUAAUAAUGAUAUUGUUACAAUUAGUUUGUAAAAUGUCAUAAUGUCCUUAAUCUGAUUUAAGGAAUUUUGGUCAUGAAAAGUCGUUGAAAGGGUAAUCACUCAAAACCUCUUUGUUCGUUAAUUUGUGGAAGCUCUGAGAGCUAUGCCUCGAACUUAAAGCAUGAUUUUAUUGUAAUGUUUUACUCUGGUUAAUCUUUGAAUUAUUUGGAAGAUGCAAAAGUUUAAUUGUUUUUCUAAUUCGCCUAAAAUAGUACUUAGAUCAUGAUUUUAAAUAUUGUACUUGAUAAAUAUAUAUUGAUAAGAAUUUAAGGAAAAUUAGGAGAGUAAUGUUAUCGCAAUUUAUUACGGCUUUGUACCAAUGUAAUACUAGUUAAAUGAAUUAUUAAAAGUGGCAGGCCACUGGUUUAUCAAAACAUUUUAUAUAACGAUACAAUUUUUACACCUAAAGUAGAUGUUCACAUUAUGUAAAGUAAUUUUGCAAUGGCUCUAACACGAUUACAUUUAUCUUUU
Papilio polytes (common Mormon) is the source of this 3885-nucleotide messenger RNA. It is a transcript of the gene DCX-EMAP, whose product is annotated as echinoderm microtubule-associated protein-like CG42247. Gene Ontology annotation, cellular component: mitotic spindle. The transcript is spliced from 20 exons. Gene Ontology annotation, molecular function: microtubule binding. Lineage: Eukaryota; Metazoa; Arthropoda; Insecta; Lepidoptera; Papilionidae. Bases 238 to 2793 code for a protein of 851 amino acids. Gene Ontology annotation, biological process: microtubule cytoskeleton organization; intracellular signal transduction. The record is from RefSeq and is a predicted model, not a curated record.